UGAAAAUGCAAUAAACUCAACGUGGGCAAAGCAGCCAUUGACUAAAAAAUCCAUGGCUUAACGUAAAACCUUGUGUUCCUCGUUGAUCUCCUCUUUUCCCUUUCUGCUUCUGCAGCUAUGGCGUCUACAAUAACACGCAGAUUUACAACCAAACUUCUUAGAAAUCCUUCUUCUUUUUCUUCUCCACUUCCAUUUCUUAGGGAUCCCCAAAUAAACCCAAAACUUUCAACCUUCUCCGAUUCCUAUAUCAGAUCAACUCCUUUUGUCCAGAGUCAAAGUCAGCUACCAUUUCGUGGGACAAUUCAAUACUCUAUUAAACCCAAUAUAUCACUUUCCCAAAAUCAAAUUAAUUAUAAAAACCCCAAAUUUCAUGCUCAGGGAUUUCUACCGAGAUACUUUUCAUCUAGUGAUGGUGGAAACCCUAAAAACCCAAGUGAGUAUCCAAGUCAAACCCCUGAAUUUAAGCACCAGGAGAUCACAGGCCCAACUGUUGAGCGUGAUGUUACUCCACUUGGAAAUGAGACCCGUGAAGUGCUUGAUAAAAUGCUUAAAACAAUGUACAGUUUGAGCAAAGGAUUUGCUGUACUUGGGCUUGUACAGCUUGGUUUAGGAGCUUGGAUCACUUACAGGACUCAAUCCUCUCCAAUUCCGGAGAUCUCAAUACAGAGUUUCUUGGCUUUUGGGUUACCAUUUUCUCUUGCAUUCAUGUUGAGGCGAGCACUGAAGCCCAUUUACUUUUUCAGGAAAAUGGAAGAACAAGGUAGGCUGCAGAUUUUAACUCUUACUCUCCAGGCUGCUAAGCAGUUGAACUUGUUUUUUGUUCGCGUUCAGGGUGUUACUUACUCAUGUAUUGCUGUUACUUCCCUUGGAUUGAUCCUUGUUGUAUUCUCUAGAUUCAGCAAUUAAUUUUCCGUUAGUAUUAUUACAUGAUCAAUAGGGAAGCUGAAUAAGAGUUGGCAAUUUUGAAUGUUCUGCUCUUUCGAUUUGGAAAUGAAGCUUUUGUUGCUUGAGAAGUUUUUGGUUGCCCCGUGAUUUAA
This is a messenger RNA of Nicotiana attenuata, 1037 nucleotides long. RefSeq lists its product as uncharacterized. Bases 118 to 906 code for a protein of 262 amino acids. The record is from RefSeq and is a predicted model, not a curated record. The transcript has a single exon. NCBI's taxonomy places the organism in Eukaryota, Viridiplantae, Streptophyta, Magnoliopsida, Solanales, Solanaceae.